Messenger RNA from Phyllostomus discolor (pale spear-nosed bat), 3867 nucleotides. It is a transcript of the gene SAMHD1, whose product is annotated as SAM and HD domain containing deoxynucleoside triphosphate triphosphohydrolase 1. Gene Ontology annotation, cellular component: nucleus. The record is from RefSeq and is a predicted model, not a curated record. Bases 85 to 1920 code for a protein of 611 amino acids. Gene Ontology annotation, molecular function: protein binding; dGTPase activity. Gene Ontology annotation, biological process: regulation of innate immune response; dGTP catabolic process; defense response to virus. NCBI's taxonomy places the organism in Eukaryota, Metazoa, Chordata, Mammalia, Chiroptera, Phyllostomidae. The transcript has 16 exons.
UCGGGUUUUCAGUGCGCCUGCGCCAGAGCUGCACGCCGCGGUUCUUGACUGUGCUGCUCCGUGCUCCGGGAGCUAGGUGCAGUCAUGCAGAAAGCCGACUGUGAGAAGACCCCCAAGCGGCCCCGACGCGAUGGCAGCCCAGGAACGCCGCAAAACGUGUCUUUCGCGGCGGUGAGGAGUUCCCCAGGUUCCGAACUCCACCCGGGCUAUGAGGACUGGACCGUGGAGCAGGUGUGCUCCUUCCUACAGCUCAAUGGUUUCAAAGACCCCGCACUGCUGAAACGCUUCCAAGAAAAUAAAAUCACAGGUCCAAAACUGCUCCUUCUUACUAAGUCUGGCCUUGAAAAAUUUGGAAUGAGUUCCUCCGAGAUAAUGAAGCUGUUUAAUAUUCUUCAUCAGGAUGCUGUGAAGGUUAUUAAUGACCCUAUCCAUGGCCAUUUUGAACUUCACCCUCUCCUUGUCCGGAUCAUUGAUACACCUCAAUUUCAGCGGCUUCGAUAUAUUAAACAGUUGGGAGGCACUUACUAUGUCUUUCCAGGAGCUUCACACAAUCGAUUUGAGCACAGUCUAGGUGUAGGACAUCUAGCAGGAUGUCUAGUCCAAACACUGAGAGACAGACAACCAGAGCUGCAAAUAAGUGAACGGGACAUACUCUGUGUUCAGAUCGCUGGGCUUUGUCACGACCUUGGUCAUGGGCCAUUUUCUCAUAUGUUUGAUGGGAGAUUUAUUCCACUUGCUCGCCAAGAUGUGCAAUGGAAGCACGAACAGGGCUCAGUCAAUAUGUUUGAGCACCUCGUUGAGUCUAAUAAUCUCGAACCCGUCAUGAAGCGCUAUGAUCUCGACCCUAAAGAUGAUAUUCGCUUUAUCAGGGAACAAAUUAUAGGACCACCUGAACCGCCAGUGGACGCCUCAUCUUGGGAAUACAAAGGACGCCCUAAAGAGAAGGCCUUCCUUUACGAGGUAGUGGCCAACAAGAGGAAUGGCAUCGAUGUGGACAAAUGGGACUAUCUUGCCAGGGACUGCCAUCAUCUUGGAAUUCAAAAUAAUUUUGACUAUAGGCGCUGUCUUAAGUUUGUCCGUGUCUGUGAAGUAGCAAAUUUGAUGUGCAUUUGUAUCAGAGAUAAGGAGAUUGAGAAUAUGUAUGACAUGUUCCAUACACGCCACUUUUUACACCGCAGAGCUUAUCAGCACAAAGUUAGCAACAUCAUUGACAGAAUGAUUACAGAUGCUCUCCUGGAAGCAGACCCCUACGUAGAGAUUAUAGGAGCUGGAGGGAAAAAAUACCGCAUUUCCACAGCCAUUGAUGACAUGGAAGCCUUCACUAAGCUAACAGAUAACAUUUUUCUGGAGAUUUUACACUCUACUGAUCCCCAACUGAAUGCAGCACGAGAGAUUUUAAAGAAAAUUGAACGCCGCAAUCUAUACAAGUACGUGGGUCAGGUUCUGCUAAGUGACAAGAGCAAGAGACUUGAAAGGCAAGACUAUAAAAAUCUUCCAGGAGAGGUCGCUAAGGCCAAACCGGAUGAAAUGGACCUAAAAGUCAAACUGAAGGCCGAAGAUAUCAUCGUGGAUGUUGUCGACAUGGACUAUGGGAUGAAAGACAAGAACCCUAUGGAUCAUACUCACUUCUAUUCUAAGGCUGACUGCACCCAUGCCGAAAAGAUUGCGAAACAUGAGGUCUCGUGCCUUCUGCCAGACAUCUUCGCGGAGCAGCACGUCCGACUGUACUGUAAGAAGACGGAUCAAGACAGCCUGCAAGCUGCACUACAGCAUUUUAUAAAAUGGUGCAACAACAGAGAUUUCCCCAAGCCAAAGGAAGGCGAGUUUAUGACACCUCUGAAAGUGGGGAAUUCCCCGUCUACACCUCCUGACGGGGACAGAGCCCGAGGCCGGGCCAUCCGCACUAAUUUGUUUCCGUAAACCCCUCACUCCAGCACAAUGAAUUCUCUGAGGGAAUUUGAUCACAGAUUUAUACAAAUUCAGUGACAAUAAGUGCUUUUUAUUUUGUACUUUGAAUGUACACCUAUGCUGAAGUGAAGCAAUUUUUAUUCAAAGAAACAGAAAGGUAUUCGGCAGCUCUUGCUAUACAUGCUACAUGCUAUGAAAAGCGUUACCUCGCCUAUUUUUAGUAUUAAUUAAUUAAAGGCUUCCUCAUUUACUGGUUUAUAUUUUCUUAGCAUAACAAUUCUUUUAUAUACUCUGAACUUUUGUGACGUGAUUGUUUUUUAAAAAACAAAAUUGGAAACGGUAUGAGGGCACACAUGGGAGUUGGAAGUUGGGAUCGGCAGGAGCAGCGGCGGUUACCGAGCGCAUACGGACGGAGUCCGGCCCCCGGGGAGGCAGCGUCCUGGAGCCGGCUCACCUUCCAGACGGAAACAGCAGCGAAGGACACCCGCCCUCACUCUCUCAGCCGAGCUGGGGUGGACAGUGGGAGGUGAGAGCUGGGAGCAGGCUCCAACUCUUCGGUGAGAAGCCUUAUUAAGCUACUGAAAAUACCUGAGGGAUUUGGCCUCUGCACUGGGACAUAAAAUUCCUUUUGGGAGACCUUACCCUCAGUGGCAGAGGGACUCCCCCAAACCAGGCUGUUCUCUGAAUCUGCCGUGGCUCCAGACCCAAGUAGUUUCCUUCUCUCCCGGACCCGUGAGGCCCAGCCUCCCGAAGGGGGCUCCCUCCGACCUGCUCCCUGCGCCUCCUUGUGAGCUGAGCACAGGCCCUCACAGGACCCUCCUCAGGGCUGCUUAGAGCCGGGGCUUUGUUUGUGUUGGUUCAGGGCAUCUUAUGGUUUCAGAGCAAAGACUGAGCUGCCCGUGCUGACAUAAAUGAUUACCCAGUGAAUUCCAGGUUCCCCUUUGUCCAUGGACUUCUUUACCUCCAGCGGUGGAGUGAGCACCCCUGUGGUUGAGCCGCGCCCCUGUGCUGGGCCCUGCCCCCACCCCACACGCACUACCAGUCCUACGGCAUUCACGGAGGGCAAAGUCCGAGUUAGAGCCAAAGCCAGCGGAGGCCAGAGGGCCCAGAAGAUGCUCGGCUGCGAAGAAGGAGGAAUGGGAGUGCGAGCGCCUAACCUGUUCCCGGUGCCAGGUGCGAGUGGGGAGCCCGCCCCGGCUCUGGGCAAGAGUGAGUAGAGGAAGGGAGGAACUCAGACCCCAGGCUGACCGAUUGCCCUACUCGGGAGUGCUGCCCCUCCCUCUGUGUAAGCGGGCUCUGCUCUGUGGACACUGGGGUGAAGUGUAUUUGGAAUGCCUGCCGUUCUGUAUUGGCUCCGCCCCCUCCUCCCUCUGUCAGUAGGCCAUCAAGGUUUUAGGAAAAUCGCUAAACCCUUCUGUCACUCCCACGUGAUGCCGUGUCGGUGGGGACGUGUUCACGUGGGGGCUCAGGACACACAGGUAAGGGCAGCUGUGAUACUGGGGCACCGCUCUUUGGGCCAAAAUGCCUCUGAAACAUUCACCGGGGAGAACUGUUGGCCUCAGGCGUCACGAACCCAAACCGACGGUCAAGAAUGUCAUGAUGUAAUGUUUUUCUGCUGAGAUUGUUUUAUUUCUGCAACCCCUACCUUGAAAUCACUGUGGUUUACUUUGUAAUUGUGUGGUCCCCAUACUGUAUCCUUGUGCUAAGAAACAACUUGAAUCUGUUGGUCUAAAGCAACUGCACUUUACGCUAUUUACAACCAUUUGAAUGAUGAGAACUAUGUCAUUUACGUUAGAUUUAUCUUAAGAAACAUCUCCACUAUUGGCAUAAAAAUGGAAACUUUAACAGAGCAACCGUAUGUUAUCACCGUGAAACUGUAAAAAGAGCUGAGUGGAAGUAAGUGGUUACCUAAUUUGGGUGAGGGAAACACCUACAAUAAAGCUUCAUAAUAUAUCUCCA